Oryctolagus cuniculus (rabbit) is the source of this 1944-nucleotide messenger RNA. The record is from RefSeq and is a predicted model, not a curated record. Lineage: Eukaryota; Metazoa; Chordata; Mammalia; Lagomorpha; Leporidae.
UCCCGCGGCUUCCGGCCCGGCUAGCCGAGCACUCCGGUCCGCACCACCCAGGCCGCCGCGCCCGCCACCUGGCGCACUGGGUUUCCCAGCUCAAUUAUUGCGAACAGCGCCUCAGGUUCGGAAGUGCCGUCCGGAUCACCUCUCCAGGUCGGGGGCUCUCCGUGGGUGAUCCCAAUUUCGGCGAGCCGCGAACAUCCACGGAAUCGUAGUCACCUGCUCACCUGGCUCCAGGCGCCGCCGGCUACUCCAGAGGGUUUCCAGAGUUUUUUCUAACUUCGCGGUUGCGCACACGGCUCGCGUCCGCGGCGGGAGAACGGUCUCCUCUCCCGCCCCCGGCUUGGGAAGCAGCUGACAGGGCAGCGCUCUGCUCACCGUCCAUCACCCGCGAAGGGGACGGAACGCAGAGCGGCUGAGUGAAUGAAUGGCGACCGGGCUGGGAGCGCCGCUGCUGCUGGCAGUGUGGGGCACGCUGGGGGCGACAGGUUUUCUGAAAGUGGAGAUGGCAGGGAAGACUCAGGUCGUGUUCCUCAAUGAGGACGUCACCAUCUACUGUAAGAUCCCCGGUUCCCUACUCCUGGACAGCAGCAUCAUGGGUGUCAUCUGGUUUCGGAAGAUUGGAGGAUCGGAAAUGGAAGCCAGGCUGUAUGAGUAUUAUGGCGGUCACCAAGCAGCAUUCCGACCUGGAGCCAGCGUGUCUCUUGAGCUGCUGGAGAGGGGAGACGCCUCACUGCGGCUGCCUGGCAUCCAGCUCAGGGAAGCCGGAGAGUACCGCUGUGAGGUGGUGGUCACCCCCCAGAAGGCAGAGGGCGUAGUCCAGGUGGAAGUUGUGGCUUCCCCAGCUGGCAAAGUAACUCUGGACCAAGCCCCAACGAAAGAAAACAGAUACGCACGUGUGGUGUGCAAGACAUCUGGGUUCUACCCUGAAUCCAUUACCAUAACUUGGGAGAAGUGGACCCAGAAGGCUCCCCAGCACCUACAGAUUUCUGAAGGCGUCUUCACUGGCCCUCCGGUCAAGAAUGAGGAUGGGACGUUUAAUGUUACUAGCUACUUGACACUGAAGUCCCCAGUGGAAGCUGAUGGGGCCAUCUACCAGUGCGUGGUGGGACACGUAUCCUUGCACACGUCCCAGCGGUUCAGUCUUCCAGCGAUUGAGACAGCAGAAUCUGCCAUGGAUAAUGACUUUUGGAUUUAUGUCUUCUCUAUUGCUGUGGCAGUUGUAUUUAUUGGACUGAUUUUCUUCCUUUGGAAAAGGAGCUGUCGGAAAACAAAUGCAUCCAGCAGUGAUAUUAGUUGAGAAAGAAGAGCUGGGGUUGUGACAAAAGGGGUUAAGGUGCUACUUGCAACACCAGCAUCCCAUAUGAGAAUACUGCACUGAGUCCUAGCUGCUCCACUUCCAACGAGCUCCCUGUAAUGCUCCUGAGAAAGUAGCAGAAGAUCGCCCCUGCACCAUGUGGGAUGUGGUAGAAUGAGAAGGCCAUGCCAAGAUGGCCGUGAGCAAGCGAGCAUCAGUUACUCAGGAAUGGCUUCGGAACCCACCUUGAAAAGGAGCCUUCCUGGCAACAGGCAGUGAUUGGUUAGGGCAUAAACUACUUCUUGACCGGAUUGGCUACCUUGGCUAUAUAAGCUGCUGUACCAACUGAAAUAAAUGAGUCUGCGGGCUGCUUGCCUCUGGCCUGCUUUCACCCGACUCCCGGUGUCUAUGUUGUGACUCCAUGCCUCUUGCCCCUACUGUGCUCCUCCUCUCAGAAGGAAUCAACAGCAACAAUAGGAGCCCCAGAAAAAGCUCAUGGCUCUUGGCUUCGGCCUGGCCCAUCUUCAGAUGGAAGAUUCUCUCACUCUUCCUCUCCUUCCCUCCACCCCCAACUCUGCCUUUCACAUAGAUAAAUAUUAAAGAACAACUGGAUUUUUAAAAACUUUUAUUUAAUAAAUAUAAAUUUCCAAAGU